Molecule: messenger RNA, 831 nt
Organism: Vanessa tameamea
Lineage: Eukaryota; Metazoa; Arthropoda; Insecta; Lepidoptera; Nymphalidae
Exons: 2
Coding region: 126-716 (196 amino acids)
Source: RefSeq, a predicted model, not a curated record
UUCGUGAAAGAGAUCGGUCGUCAAAAAUAUUUUGUAAUAUUGAUAUAAUGUCUUCAUAGUUCUAAGAUUUUAUUUAACGUGACGCUAGUUCUUUAAAUAAUUCGUGUUUUACAUGUAUACACGAAAUGGACCAAGAUAUGUAUUAUUAUACGGACGCGAUAUUUCAACUGGAGAUAAAUCUUCAUAACGUCAGAAAAGAAUUGAUAUCAAUGCUCGAUUACUUCGAACAAGCGGACUGCUUGGAAUGUUAUCAACUAAAAUGCAAAUGCAUAAAUAAAACCAAAUCUGAAAGCGGAAAAAGUGAUGCGAUUUUAAUUGAUUCCGUCGAUAAGGAAGAAACAAAAGCGCCUCCAGCUGCUUCGUUGCCAAAACCGAAAUUCGAUGUACCGAGCGACGAAGAGAGUCCCGGGCCUUCGACACCAGAGAAAGUAACGCAAGAUAUAGAAGCUUGGAUUGACGCGUCGAAGGAGGUCGAAGAUGGGGAAGAACACGUGAUCGUUAAAGAGACCCCCCUACUCUCCUUAACCGAAAAUCUCCUUCUGGUCGAUAAGCAGAAGAAACCACAAGUGGCAAUCAAUUACGUGAGCAACGGAAGUGUGGUCGAAGCAUUUUUCAAAUAUUUCAAAGUACCAUCGAACACCGCUGUGACUUACGUGUCUGCGAAGUUAGCAGCGGCUUGCAGCAACUCCGUUAAACAAAAUUACACGUACUUUUAAUGUAGCCGCUAAGAGCGGUCCCUCGCUCUCAUUUGCCUGUUAUGUAAUAGCUUAGAAUCGAGCAUAUAAUAAUUGAGUGAGAAAAACCGAGCAUUACAGCGUAACCUGUAAUGGU